AGUGCAAUACAAAAAUAAAUUAAAUCGUUCUAAGUGAAUGCUCCCCGUUUAUUUUGGACAAGAGAAAUCCAUUGGCGAACGUGCAAACGAAAUGGCUAAGGUAUUGCAUCGUGUGGAAAUCACGCUGCGUAGCUUCUAUGUAUUUAAUUCCAAUUUAAGCCAGAAGGAAGGCGAGGAACACAAAAAGGUUCUGUUUUAUCAUCCAAAUGAUAUUGAACUUAAUACAAAAAUCAAAGAUGUGGGUCUCAGCGAAGCUAUCAUUACAUUUACUGGAACGUUUACCAGCGAUGACGAUUGUAAGGCUUUGCAUACACAAAAGACAACACAGCUUUUCUAUCAGCCCGAGCCAGGCUUCUGGCUUGUGAUGGUGCUGAAUGUGCCCAAGGAGGUGAAGCUCAAAGAUGGCGUCGAGGUGGCUGAGUAUAGGGGGGGAGAAGUAUCUGAUAGGAUAUAUCAUGCUGUCUUAAGGCAAUGCUAUUAUAUGUAUCGAUUUCAUCAUGGUACGCUGCAGGCGAAGCUAACAGCGAGCACAACCAAUGAGGAAGCGGAGGAGCAACGUCAACAGCUGGCUGCAGAGCUGCAAACAUUUUAUGAUCGGUACUUGACUUCACUCAAGGAUCUGGGUCAAUGUGAUAUUAUGGACAUGCUGUACUCCAUUCAGUAUCUUGCUCUAGAUAAAAGUCUCUUUUUGCGCGCCCAUAACUUUGGUAUGCUCUGCGAUACUUUUUCAGCGGUCAAAGAGUGUAUCAUGUUCUACAACGACCAAGUUGUCUGUGGAGGCAAACUAUCUGCUAGCGAUUUGUAUAGCUUGCAUGCGUAUGUCCUGGGGUUAGCUUCUGCUGGAGGCUCUGUGGAGGCCUAUCGUGCGGGUGCAUUUGUUCUUAAAGGAGAAGAGCCAAUCACAACAAAAAUCUACUUGGAUUUGGAUAAGCAAAUUAGCUUACAUCAUUUGCUUAUAUAUCGUGCAUUGAAUGUUACGCUCUGUCUUUUUGUGGAUGCUGUGCCUACGCAGGAGUUUUAUGAAGAACUCCACGCUUACUUGGGUCCACAGCUCAGCUGCCUGGCUAAAGAUAUUGCAUCCGCCACAAAGCUGAAUGCGAGUGCUGAUGCCACAGUUGCAGCUAACAAUGAUGAUGGGUCAGCCAAAUAUCUCUUUAUCAACGAGCAAAGCCUCAAGCAUCAUACAAAUAUUCAUCGUAAUGCAAAGAGCAUACCAAGGAAUGUAAUGAGCAUUAUUGCAGAUCUGGCUAAUCCUAUACAAGAAAUUGCUGCUGCUGAGGAGCUGCAGGUGAAGACAACGAAUGACUUUUGGAUUGUGAAGCGGCGCUGCAAUUGGCGACAAUAUUAUGUGAUCCUUAGCAAGAGUAAGGCUACGCUUCUCGAUGUGACGCAGGAGGCAAAGCGUAUAUUUGAACAGGAGCUCACAGAUGAUGUAUUCUUUGACAAAUAAAAAGUAAUAGUAGAU
This is a messenger RNA of Drosophila hydei, 1465 nucleotides long. It is a transcript of the gene Ccz1, whose product is annotated as vacuolar fusion protein CCZ1 homolog. Lineage: Eukaryota; Metazoa; Arthropoda; Insecta; Diptera; Drosophilidae. The record is from RefSeq and is a predicted model, not a curated record. The coding region runs from base 38 to 1450 and encodes 470 amino acids. Gene Ontology annotation, cellular component: intracellular membrane-bounded organelle; Mon1-Ccz1 complex. The transcript is spliced from 4 exons. Gene Ontology annotation, biological process: vesicle-mediated transport.